Messenger RNA from Etheostoma cragini (Arkansas darter), 454 nucleotides. RefSeq names its product short transmembrane mitochondrial protein 1 (gene stmp1). The record is from RefSeq and is a predicted model, not a curated record. The transcript has 3 exons. NCBI's taxonomy places the organism in Eukaryota, Metazoa, Chordata, Actinopteri, Perciformes, Percidae. Bases 183 to 323 code for a protein of 46 amino acids.
AAAGACUACAGUACCGGUCCUCUGAAAAUUACGCGUUUUCUCGCGCAUGCGUAUACACACAGUUGAAGACGGACUAGCUUCGUGAAAUUGGUAUAUUUCCUCGCUUUAACCUUUAUCUUAUCAACUGCCUGACUUUAAGUUAGUAAGUCCGUCUGCUGUUGCCAACUAUUCGUUAUUCCACCAUGCUACAGUUCCUGGCUGGCUUUACCUUGGGAAAUGUUGUGGGGAUGUAUCUGGCUCAAAACUAUGAGGUUCCCAACUUAGCCAAGAAAAUCGAAGCCUUUAAGAAAGACGUGGAGGCCAAAAAGAAGCCCCCAGAGUGAGCAAAGCGGGACCAUGUCACAAGCAAGAACAGAUGCCCUCUGAAGAAACUAUUUAUUCUACAGUGUUGUGGGACAAUGAGUGUACAUUUGAUAAACAGACUGAUAUGGUAGAAUAUGUAUGAGAAUAUCAA